Molecule: messenger RNA, 1214 nt
Organism: Strongylocentrotus purpuratus (purple sea urchin)
Lineage: Eukaryota; Metazoa; Echinodermata; Echinoidea; Camarodonta; Strongylocentrotidae
Product: deoxycytidylate deaminase
Exons: 5
Coding region: 126-704 (192 amino acids)
Biological process (GO): dTMP biosynthetic process; dUMP biosynthetic process
Cellular component (GO): cytoplasm
Molecular function (GO): dCMP deaminase activity; zinc ion binding
Source: RefSeq, a predicted model, not a curated record
UUGAAACAAAGUCAGUGCAUCUCAGGAUCUGGUCUAGUCAAGACAUCAUUUUAUUUUCAUCUCCUUUUAAUUAGAGUAAGCUGUUUGAGAGCGAGGAAUUGAGAGAAGAAAUUUUAUAAGUUUACAUGACAAAGAUGAGGAAAUCUGGAAACCCAGUAUUAAGAGGAAGGACAAGAAUGGCUGUAAAGCGAGAGGACUAUCUUGAUUGGGCCGAUUACUUCAUGGCUGUUGCUUUCCUAUCGGCACAGAGGAGUAAAGAUCCACGCACACAGGUUGGAGCAUGUAUUGUCAAUGAUGAAAAUAAGAUUGUUGGCAUCGGAUAUAAUGGAAUGCCUAGAGGAUGCAGUGAUGAAGCAUUACCAUGGCAACGAAAAAACGAUGAUUGGCUAGAGACCAAGAUUCCAUAUGUAUGUCAUGCAGAAAUGAACGCCGUGAUGAACAAGAACUGCGCGUCGGUAAAAGGCUGCACCAUCUACGUAGCUCUCUUUCCCUGCAACGAGUGCACGAAGGUCAUCAUGCAAUCGGGGAUCAAGGAGGUCGUCUACAUGUCGGACACCAAGCACGAUAAGCCGUCCAUGGUUGCAUCCAGACGGUUGCUGGAUGCUGUAGGGAUACCAUACAGGCAACACAUACCUAAACAGAGCAAAGUGACCAUUGACUUUGGUGCCCUGGAAGACGAAUUGGACUCGACAAGCACCAGAUAGCAGAUGGCCCCCAGAAGGGAACACCAAGAUGGCAGAGGACAAGAAUCAUGUCAAGCAAGCAAAAUCUUGUGAAUCAAAUGUACCUCAGAUACCUCAGUACUCAACAUUAUGUAGUUUGAUUCCCAGAGAGGGAGAGAGAGAGAGAGAGAGAGAGAGAGAGAGAGAGAGAGAGAGAGUCAAUGAUUUUCAUGUGAGAUCUUGUGAAGCAAAUCUAACUUGAUAAUCUUGUCAACAGCUCAAUAUGAAUCUUACCAUAUAACCAACAUCAUGUUGAUUCACAGGCAUAGAGUCACUGAUUUUAUGAGCUUUGUAGUAAAUGUUUUCAAGUAUGGUUAUGACCUCUGAACCCUAUGCUUUAGACCAUUGAAUUAUGGGUAAUAUGUCAUUGCCCAGGACCCUGUCUUAUGUUGAGUUCUGGGGGUGUUUCACAAAGAUCCUAAGUUGAACUUAUCUCUAAGUUGAACUUAAAAAUUAUGGAAAGCCAUUAGCAUCUUUGAAAAUAUUUUGUAA